AUGCCUUUCGUCAAGACUGUCAAGUCUAACUCCUACUUCUCUCGUUACCAGGUCAAGUACCGACGACGACGAGAGGGCCGUACCGACUACUACGCCCGCAAGCGUCUCGUUUCGCAGGCCAAGAACAAGUACAACGCUCCCAAGUACCGCCUUGUUGUGCGUUUCUCUAACCGAUAUGUCACCUGCCAGAUCGUGCACGCCAAGAUUGUUGGUGACUUUGUGCUCACCCAGGCUUCGUCCAAGGAGCUCCCCCGCUACGGUGUCAAGACUGGUCUUUCCAACUGGACGGCUGCUUACGCCACUGGUCUGCUCGUUGCUCGUCGUGCUUUGACCCUGCUCGGUCUCGCCGACAAGUACGAGGGUGUUACUGAGCCCGAUGGUGAGAUGGCCGAGGUCGAGCCUUUGGGCGACGACGAGCCGCGUCCAUUCAAGUGCUUCCUCGACGUUGGUCUCAAGCGCACUUCCACCGGUUCGCGUGUGUUUGGUGCGCUCAAGGGUGCCUCGGACGGUGGUAUCUUCAUCCCGCACUCGGAGAAGCGAUUCCCCGGUUUCGACCCUGAAGCCAAGGAGCUCGACGCCGAACUGCUGCGCUCCUACAUCUACGGUGGUCACGUUGCCGAGUACAUGGAGUCGCUCGAGGAGGAAGAUGACGAGCGAUUCAAGAAGCAGUUCUCCACCGCUCUCGAGCAGGACAUUGGUUCCGAGGACCUCGAGGACAUGUGGACCGAGGCAUUCGAGAAGAUUCGUGAGGACCCCUCGUUCACCCCCUCGGACAAGAGCGGCAAGGACUGGGCUGCCGAGUCCAAGAAGUACAAGGCCACCAAGCUCACUUACGAGCAGCGCAAGGCCAAGAUCGCCGACAAGAUUGCCGCCUUCAAGGCUGGUGCCGAACUCUAA
Messenger RNA from Mycosarcoma maydis (corn smut), 897 nucleotides. Its product is annotated as 60S ribosomal protein uL18. Bases 1 to 897 code for a protein of 298 amino acids. Gene Ontology annotation, cellular component: ribosome; cytosolic large ribosomal subunit. Lineage: Eukaryota; Fungi; Basidiomycota; Ustilaginomycetes; Ustilaginales. Gene Ontology annotation, biological process: ribosomal large subunit assembly; translation. The transcript is spliced from 2 exons. Gene Ontology annotation, molecular function: 5S rRNA binding; structural constituent of ribosome. The record is from RefSeq and is a predicted model, not a curated record.